Bufo gargarizans (Asiatic toad) is the source of this 2026-nucleotide messenger RNA. It is a transcript of the gene HOXB8, whose product is annotated as homeobox B8. The transcript has 2 exons. NCBI's taxonomy places the organism in Eukaryota, Metazoa, Chordata, Amphibia, Anura, Bufonidae. The record is from RefSeq and is a predicted model, not a curated record. Gene Ontology annotation, molecular function: DNA-binding transcription factor activity, RNA polymerase II-specific; RNA polymerase II transcription regulatory region sequence-specific DNA binding. Gene Ontology annotation, cellular component: nucleus. The coding region runs from base 1289 to 2026 and encodes 245 amino acids. Gene Ontology annotation, biological process: regulation of transcription by RNA polymerase II.
CCUCUUUUGAAGGCUUUUUAUGAGCUGGACCUGUGUAUUUUAUCUGAGCUGUGAGAUAAGGGGAUUAUUACUGUGUGCAGGCAGGAUGGGGACACAUAAGACACCAGCAGGGACAGAGGCCAAUGUUUGGGGCCAUCCAUGCCCUGUUCUCCUGCCUGGUCUGUGUAAUAAUAAGUAGCUGCCUGGAGGGGAGAAGAAAAAAAGGAGAAAAACACAGUCACAAAAAGAGAGAAAGUGUUAUUGUGGAGACGAUGAUGAUUUUAAUUCAGUAUUGACACUCGCAGCAUCUUGCUAUAAUAAUGUGCAGGGUUCCAAUCGAAUCUGCUAUUUUAUCGCUGUAAUGGAGAAGCCUCGUAAACUGCUAACGCGUUUUAUAUUCUGCGGCAUAAACAACCUCCCCAUCUCGGCUUUACAGCCUUUUAUAGUUUACUAAACACUUUACAGGCCCCCUUUUUUUUCCUAUAAGGGGAAUGGGGGGGGGGGGGGGGUUCUGCACCUUUAUCAAUAAUAGGGGACAUUGAUCAUUAAAAUGUUAAAUAUGACUGGCUCGUUUGUUUUAAAAUAUGUUUAGCCUGAGAAACUGUAUGAUUUGAUAACUUGUAUUAAAAUACCAAUUACAUUUAUUGGACCCAGUAAAAACUCGUAGCAAUUAAAUCGUGUACUUUUACAGAUUUCUAAAGCGACCCUGACAUUUCAAAAGGCUAAAACUGCCUCGUUAAAAUGUUCCAAAUUAACGACUAAAUGUCCCUUUCUUUAAUUUUCUGCACUCCCCAAAAAUCAAUCUUUGGGGUGGGCUAGGUAUGCGAUGGGGGGAGAUGGAUAUGUCAUUAGUGGAGGUAGUUAAACAUAUUUAAUCGGUAUAUUGUGGUGUCUCUCCACCUCUCCCCCUCCAAUCCUGCGCGCAGUCCUGGUGGAGCGCUAGAAGCCAAUAGGAGGAGGCGCGUCUAAUAGAUGCAAAUGUUCGUGAAAAGACGCUGCAAAAUAUGAAACAAGUCAUUUGCUGCGAAGUAAAUCACAGAAACUGUUUAUGAACUGGCAAUCCCUUCCUGGAAAUGUAAAGCGACAAGUCUUAAGUGCUAUUUUUUUUUUAUUAUGAUAAAAAACAAGGGAUGCAAUCUCAUCCAGGCAUAGACUUUUGAUUGUAUCUUUCCUGGAAAUCACAGACACAACCGGCCAGGAUCUUUUUUGCUUCUUCUUCUACUACUACCACCACUACUACUACUACCACUACUACUUUUUUUUUUCUUCUUCUUCUUCUUCUUCAGUCUGUAAAAAAGAAAUCAUUAAAAUGAGCUCCUAUUUUGUCAAUUCACUCUUCUCCAAAUACAAAACAGGGGAAUCUUUGCGCCCCAAUUACUAUGAUUGUGGCUUUGCACAGGAUCUAGGUGGCAGACCCACCGUGGUGUAUGGACCCAGCGCUGGGGGCACCUUUCAGCACCCUAGCCAAAUUCAGGAAUUUUACCAUGGAACGUCCUCCUUGUCCUCGCCCCCUUACCAGCAGAAUCCUUGUGCUGUGACCUGUCAUGGAGACCCUAGCAGCUUCUAUGGAUACGACCCUUUGCAAAGGCAGAGCCUGUUCAGCAGCCAGGACUCGGAUCUUGUGCAGUACACCGACUGCAAGUUGGCUUCAGCCGGCCUGGGGGAAGAGGCAGAGAGCUCUGAACAGAGUCCUUCACCCACACAGCUCUUUCCAUGGAUGAGACCACAAGCAGCCGCUGGACGCAGGAGAGGUAGACAGACCUACAGCCGCUACCAGACCUUGGAGCUGGAGAAAGAAUUUCUCUUCAACCCCUACCUGACUCGCAAACGGAGGAUUGAGGUUUCUCAUGCUUUGGGACUUACUGAAAGACAGGUUAAAAUCUGGUUCCAGAACAGGAGGAUGAAAUGGAAAAAGGAGAACAACAAAGAUAAGUUCCCCAGCAGCAAAUGUGAGCAAGAGGAACUGGAGAAACAGAAAAUGGAGAGGUCACAACAAGACACUGAGGAGGCACUGGAUGGACAGAAGGACGAGAAAAGCCUGGACUAG